AUGGAUAUCGUGCUCGAGCUCACCGAUACCUUCAUCGCCGACUACGCCUACGCGUAUUUCGCCCCUGCGCGUCCGGCCCCGUAUGACUUCCCCCACGCCACCGCCGCCAAUGGCUCGGCGCAGACCUUCUCGACCUGGACCUACAAGCCUGCCACCAAGUUCAUCCAGGUCCAGCCAUCCCAGGCCGCCUACAACACCUCGAUGCCUCGCGACAGUCCGUUGCGCCAGCUCAUAACCCUCUUCUGGAUCACCUGGAUCUUUGGCAUCAUCGUCUACUUCAUCUUCGCCACUCUGUCAUACUUCCUCAUCUUCGACAAGCGCACCAUCCACCAUCCCAAGUUCAUCAAGAACCAGAUCUGGCUCGAGAUCAAGCAGGCCAACAAGUCGAUGCCCUUCAUGGCCGUCUGCACCGCACCCCUUUUCCUUCUCGAAGUCCGCGGCUACGGCAAGCUCUAUGACACCACCGACGAGGGGCCCGGCAUGUGGUACAACAUCCUCCAGUUCCCGCUCUUCCUUCUCUUUACCGACUUCUGCAUCUACUGGAUUCACCGCUACCUGCACCACCCGCUCAUCUACAAGCACCUUCACAAGCCGCAUCACAAGUGGAUCAUGCCCACGCCCUACGCCAGCCAUGCCUUCCACCCCCUGGACGGCUUCGCCCAGUCGCUUCCCUACCACAUUUUCCCCUUCAUCUUCCCGCUCCAGAAGGUGGCGUACGUCUUCCUCUUUGUCUUUGUCAACUUCUGGUCCAUCCUCAUCCACGACGGCGAGUACCUCACCAACAACCCCGUCGUCAACGGUGCUGCCUGCCACUCGCUGCAUCACUCCCGCUUCGAGGUCAACUACGGCCAAUUCUUCACAGCCUUUGACCGCCUGGGCGGCACCUACAGAAUGCCCGAGGCCUGGAUGUUCGAGAAGGAGAAGAAGAUGUCUGAGAAGCAAUGGAAGAAGGAGUCUGCCACUGUCGACGAGUUUGUCAAGGAGAUUGAGGGCGAUGACGAGCGCACCUACGGCCCUGACCUGGCCGCCAAGAAGAUGAAGUAG
Messenger RNA from Purpureocillium lilacinum, 1044 nucleotides. Its product is annotated as c-5 sterol desaturase. The record is from RefSeq and is a predicted model, not a curated record. Gene Ontology annotation, molecular function: iron ion binding; C-5 sterol desaturase activity. NCBI's taxonomy places the organism in Eukaryota, Fungi, Ascomycota, Sordariomycetes, Hypocreales, Ophiocordycipitaceae. Gene Ontology annotation, biological process: sterol biosynthetic process. Gene Ontology annotation, cellular component: membrane.